ACUUACUUCAGUCUCAUGUGAAUCUUCAUACAUAAAUGCUUUAAUAUCAUACUCAAAUUUUGAAUGUAAAAGAAAGAGUUCUUUUAAUACUAAACAAUUCAUCUACAAUCUCAUAUAUCUUAACUAAAAAAAAUAUUUUGAAAAUUAAAAUUUUUAACAGAGCAAAAAAGUGAUUAAUAUAGUAUUAAAAGCAAACAACAGUUUUGUGAUUAACAGGACAUUGACUUCAAUUAUAACAAAAUAUAGAAGUAGUAUCCAGUGGUUAUUGUCAUGAGGGGAAUAAUAGUAAUAUUUACUAUACUUGUCGCAGUUAACUGUCGUCAAAUAACAUUUAAUGAAAAUGACCUACAACAACUACAAAAAUCUCUUCAUGAAUCUGCGAUUUACAUGAGAAAUGAAGUUAAAAACGAGGAUGUAUCAAUUUGCAUUGGUGCCACAAGAGCUGGUAAAAGUACACUAAUUAAUUACUUAAUUGGCAACAAAUUAAAAUCUGUAAGACAUUCCAGAUUCACUCCUAUUUCAAUAGAAAAAGUAGACAAUCAAUCCGUAGGCCCUGAAAUAGGUCGAGGAGCAGCGUCAAAAACAACAAUCCCUACAAAAUGGGUGUCAAACGUACAUUCAAAUAUUAUUAUUUGGGAUGCUCCUGGUUUUGAUGACAAUAGAGGAACAGUACAAGAUAUCACUAAUGCCUUUUAUCUCUAUCAAUUGGUGCAAAAUGUUAAAUCUCUAAAAAUUAUUCUAGCUAUUGACAUCAAUGACAUUCUUCACGAUAAUAUCAAACCCUUUAUAUCAGUUUUAAAAGCUGUUGAAAAUCUAUUAGGAGAGAAAAUGAGAGACUUCUUCUCAAGUAUAACAGUAAUACUCACAAAAGUACCAAACACCCUUGAAGGCGUUCCAGUCGACAUGGAAUUCAUAAAUGAAAAAUUAGCAGAUCAAUUUUUAUCAAGCUUUGACAUGGAUUUGUCUUAUUUUUCCAAAGAAUUUGUACAGCACUUAAUAAAAUAUAAUCAACAAAUGGGUUUCUUUAAAAGACCGGAAAUUGUAGGUAAUAUUACCCAUGCAGUCGAUGUUAAUAUUUUUGAAGCGAUCAACAAUUCUACAAGUAUACCAAAAUAUAAUCUUCAACAAUUAAGUCCAAGUAUUUCUGAAACAUCAACACUUUGUCUUUAUGGCAUUCGUGACAAAUUGUAUUCAAAAUCAGCAUUUGAAGAAUUACAAAAUGGUAUUGAUCUUCUGGUUGAUAAGAAGGUGAUGGAUGCAGAGACAUUAAAUUAUGAUGGUAAUGUGAAAGCUCAACUAAAAUUAGUGCUUAAAGAUUUAGGUAAAAUAGAAAAUGCAUUAUUUAAAGCUACAUUUGAUUCAAAUGAUUUCUUCAAACAAAUAGAAAUUUUUGAAAUGCUUGAUGUUGGCAUUGAAAAAACCAUUAAUGAAAAUCAUUUAUUAGAAACUGCAAAUUUAAUCGAAUUUGUUGAUAAAUUACUAAAUCUUGAAGAAAGCAAAAUAUUGUCUAAAAAAUUACAAAAAGUUCUAUCGACUUCACUUUUAAAAGUAAAGGCAGCCAUUUCUUCUAUUCGCGAACAAUUAGGUGAAGUAACGCAUCAAGAACGGGAAGAGUCAAUGAGAAAAGAACAAGAUGAAUAUAAGCAGCAACUACUUGACUUAAAUAAUCAAAUAAGAUUGCUGAAUCAAGCGAAUGAAGAUAAAAAAAACUUCUGGGACAAGGCAUUACAAUUUGCACCCUUUGCUAUUGGGCUUGCAGGUUUAUUAGGAUAAUGUAAUAAGUCUUAAGUAAGAUGAUUAAUAUGAUUAAAUAUUCUUAUCAAUUUUAUUAAUUAUACUGUUAACAAAUUUCAUUUAUUAAAUAUUCCAUUUCCUUUUAUUUUCAAAAAAUAUAAUCUAAUUAUUGUUAAAAAGUGUUUUUUGCUCAAUAAUAAUAUGUAUAACCAUACUUUAUAAAGAUUUUAAUUAAUCAUGAGCAUAAUGAAAAUAUUAAUAGUAUAGUUGUUGGGAUGGUUACAGUCUAUGCGGUUACGAUAAUAUAAUACUUUCACUGAAAAUGAUUUAAAAUUAUUGCAAAAAGCUCUAAAUGAGUCUGUGAUUUAUAUGAAAAACGAAGUUAAGCAUGAAGACGUAUCCAUUUGCAUUGGUGCCACAGGAAAAAAGAACAAUGAGAAAAGAACAAAGGGAUUAUAUGCAACAACUAUUUGACUUAAAUAAUCAAAUAAAAUUUCUGGAAAAAGAGAAUAAACGUAAAAAAAACCUACUGGAACACUGAUUUAAAGUUAGCAUCCUUUACUGUUGUAAUUGCACAUUUUAUUUGAUAAUUAAAAAAGUAUACACUGUAAAAAAUUUUUUGGCAUUUUUUCCGAAAAAAUACGGACAGCACGGAACCCCAAACGGUGGAAAUUUUUCCGAAUAAAUAAAAGAAAUUAUCUCUUCUAUGAAUUUAGGAAAUAUUUCCUACUACAUAUUUAUUCGGAAAUUCUACUUAAAUCAUUUGAAUAUUUAUGUAAAAAAUCAAAACUGUUUAUAUUAUAUUCUGAUAUAUUAAAAUAAAUGUAAAUUAAUUAAAAAAAAAUUAUUAUUAA
This is a messenger RNA of Leptopilina heterotoma, 2588 nucleotides long. RefSeq lists its product as uncharacterized. The record is from RefSeq and is a predicted model, not a curated record. Gene Ontology annotation, molecular function: GTP binding. Lineage: Eukaryota; Metazoa; Arthropoda; Insecta; Hymenoptera; Figitidae. The transcript has 2 exons. The coding region runs from base 271 to 1773 and encodes 500 amino acids.